This is a messenger RNA of Hippocampus comes (tiger tail seahorse), 1299 nucleotides long. It is a transcript of the gene olfml1, whose product is annotated as olfactomedin-like 1. The transcript has 5 exons. NCBI's taxonomy places the organism in Eukaryota, Metazoa, Chordata, Actinopteri, Syngnathiformes, Syngnathidae. The record is from RefSeq and is a predicted model, not a curated record. Gene Ontology annotation, biological process: signal transduction. Bases 553 to 1284 code for a protein of 243 amino acids.
CUAUUUCCUAUGUUGGUUGUUUUAAUAUGACGGCCACCCCUUUUCUUAUUUUUGUUGGUCAUACCUCAAAAGCACUAACUCCAAGAAAGGGUGAGCGCAAAGGAGGCAGGCACAUAUGGUCAGAUUAGCAAGGAGAGAGGGGCUGGAAUCCGUUACGUGCAUCUGGAUCCAAAAACCACUGGCCUCGGAGCAACAACUAAAUCAGAAACAACAUAGAAUGUUCUGGAGUAACAAAUCAAAGCAGCGCCUUUUCUAAAGGCAGCAAGACGAAAAGGAGUGGGAAGAACAUCCAUUUCUCAAGAAACCUUUCAACACAGCAGGACUAUUGUUACGGAUUCAAAUCCCAAGGAUCGCUGUUUUGUGUGUGUGUGCGUGUGUAUGUGUGUAUGUGUGCAUGUGUGCGUGUGCGUGUGUGUGUGGCACGGGGGUCUUUUCAGGCAACGCAUUGAAUGCAAUGUAUUCUGUGGCAGAGCUGCAGAAUAACUGAACAAAAUUUCUUAUUGAAACUGCAAUAGAUUCCGUGCUUCAUUAGUUUACACGAGAGUGCAAACAAUGUCACACAGAGAGCUUUUUUUCCUUUUGUUAUGCGUCUGUCUAAGUGUGAGUUUUGUCAAGAGCCAAGGUUCCGCCCAGGAUGCCUUUAUACUACAGUACCUGGAGAGGAGACUGACUCAGAUAGAGGAACGUCUGAGUCAAUGUGAGCAAAACACCGUGACCAUAACCCAGAAGACCUACGAUGUUUCUUCAGAAAUGAGAGGUCAUCUGUCCACCUUGAAUGUUAUGAGAUCAGAGGUGAGGAGCCAGCUGGAGAGCAUCUCUGCGCGUGUCGAGCGUGUGGAGAGAGAGCUGGAAUAUCUCGAAAACAAGAUGCCCGCCCAAUCUGACAUUGAGAUGGAGGAGGCACUGCUGGAACAACAGAUAAAAGCAGCAGAACUGGAUCAGCUCAAGAGAAAGGCUAAAAUCAAAGUGGAAAAUGAUUGCAACGUAGCCUUGAGUCAAAUUAAGUCGCUCAAAAUGGUGAAGAAGAUGGGGGAUAACGCGGGCUCCUGGUUCAAGGACCCUGCUGCUGGAGCAGCCAAGGUCUACCUGCUGAGUGGAAUUCGUAACGACACCCUACUGGAAUACGCAUCUCUCCAAAGCUUCUCGGAGAAAAUCGCCGUACCCCCGUUCAAAGUGGUCAGGCUGCCUUUUUCAUGGCAGGGAACAGGCCACUUGGUCUACAAUGGAUUCCUCUACUACCACAAAGCAGACACACCCAACCAGAUACUAAAAGUGUGUAAAUGAUAUCCCACCUCACAC